Lathyrus sativus (Indian pea) is the source of this 2496-nucleotide messenger RNA. Lineage: Eukaryota; Viridiplantae; Streptophyta; Magnoliopsida; Fabales; Fabaceae. The record is from the annotation of a GenBank genome assembly.
AUGGAGCCUCUUUCAGUUCCACCUGGUUUUGUAUCUCUAACAUCUUUUUUCCUGAAUAGGGAUGACAAGGUUGAGAAAACCAGUAAGUCCGACCCGACUCACGUAAAGACUAAACCUGAGAUGGAUGACAAUACUUCAUACAACCAGAUUAAUGCACAUCGGCCAUGGAUAGUAUCGGACCAGAAGAGCAAAUCCGAGGAAUCGUGCGCGGAGCAUCUUCCUAGGGUUAACUUGAAUCCCCCUAGAAAUUCUUCUCGCCCAAAAGGAACCGUAUAUGGAUGUCCAAAAUGCAGUAAUUGCUUAAAGGUAACAGCAAGGUGGCAUCCUGAGGAUGCAAAAACAGAAGUUCUCGAAGAAGCUCCUAUUUUCCAUCCAACAGAAGAGGAAUUCAAAGAUACACUUGGAUAUAUCGCAAGCAUACAUUCCCGAGCAGAACCUUAUGGAAUCUGCCGUAUUGUCCCUCCUAAAAGCUGGAAUCCGUCAUGUACUCUUGAAGAAAAGAAUGUAUGGGAAAACUCUGAAUUUGUUGCUCAAACUCAGCGAAUUGAUGGGCAUCAAGUUCAGCAUGCACAAGAAAGUAUGGCUAGCUCUCAUGAUACUACCAAAACCAAAAGAAGAAAAGUGAUUAAAGUAGAUAUGGACUCUCAUCGUGAUAAUAGAAGCACUUGCACCUCAAAUAACGGAAAUGUUGAAGGCUGUGAUGAUGAGCCUAAAUCCGGUCCUAAAUUCACUCUCAAAACGUUUAAGAAAUUGGCAGAUGAAUUCAAGAUCCAAUAUUUCAACUACAAGGAUAAGAUUAAGUUUAUGGGUUCUGAUAAGAAUUCAACCAUACAUCAACAGCAAUGGGAGCCAUCUGUUGAGAAUAUUGAGGGUGAGUACAGACGGAUUGUUCAAAAUCCAACUGAAGAAAUUGAGGUUCUCUGUGGUAAGGCUGGAGAUUUUAGCAGUGGAUUUCCAAUUCCAACGGUUUCUGAUCCUCCGAACGCAUACACUUACCCUGAAUAUAUGAAAUCUGGAUGGAACUUAAAUAAUAUGCUUUCACUCCCAGGUUCUCUUCUUUCUUUUGAAAACCCUGAAGCUGCACAUAAAUUUUCCCCUAGGAUACAUGUGGGAAUGUGCUUUUCUCCACUUAAAUGGAAAGUUGAAGAGCACCAAUUAUACUCAUUAUGUUACAUGCAUAUUGGUGAACCCAAAGUAUGGUAUAGUGUCCCAGUAAGAUCUGUUGAUCACUUUGAAACAGUUUGGAAGAAGUAUCUCGGCGAUAUGAAUGCAGGAAAACCUGAUUUAUAUGAUGAACUGGCUAUGCAGUUAUCCUGCUCAGUAUUGAAGAAAGAGGGUAUACCAGUAUAUCGUUGUGUUCAGUAUCCUCGUGAAUUUGUUCUUGUCUUCCCUGGAGCAUAUCAUUCAGGAUUUGAUUGUGGUUUCAACUGUUCUGAAGCAGCAAGUUUUGCUCCUCUCGAGUGGCUGCCUCAUGGACAGAAUGUUGUUGAGCUAUAUGGUGAACAGAAGAGAAAAACAUUAAUUUCAUACGAUAAGCUGUUACUGGGAGCAGCAAGGGAAGCUGUGAGGACCCGUUGGGAAAUUGAUAUACUUAUGAAGAGCACGCCCGACAACUUAACGUGUAGAGAUGCAUAUCAAAGAAAUGGGAUCUUACCAAAAGCUUUGAAUUCUCUCAUCACAAGUGAAAAUUUGAAGAGGAAAUUUAUUUCCAUUUCUUUCAAAUCACAAAAAAUGGAUGAAAACUUUGAUGCCAGUUGUAAAAGGGAAUGUAGCAUAUGUCUGCGUGAUUUAUUUCUUUCAGCCGUCGGUUGUUCGUGUUCAGAUGACAAGUUUGUGUGUCUUGAUCAUGCAAGAAAGCUUUGUUCUUGCCCUUGGGCAGACAAAAUUCUCCUCUACCGUUAUGAAAUCAGUGAAUUGGAGGUUCUUCAUCAAGCUUUGGAUGGAAAACUAAGUGCAGUCUAUAAAUGGGCCAAAGAAGAUCUUGGUUUAACCGUGCGCUCAGUUGUCACCAAGAGAUCAAAACAAACCCCAGAGAAAGUAAAUGGUUCAGUAGAUUUGGUGAAAGAACCUUUGUUGAAAGAACCUUUAUCACAGUUGCCGCCGGAUUCAUUCAACAAGUGGAAACAGCUUAAAUCGCUGGCAACACCAAAUGCUUUGGCGGGGAAACAAAGCGAAACAGCCUUCCAAGCCAAGGGGUCCCCUGGUAGCGCUAUCGGUAAUUUGAAUUUCAUUCAUCCAAAAAAGAACACAACUUUACUUCAUUCAGCAAUAUCGAAUGAGAUCAAAGCUAAAGAAGACGUUGGUGAAGGAAGUAAUUCUGCUGGGAUCAAACCUGAUAAUAGCAAGGCAAUUGGUGAUAAGCUCGCAAUUUCAAAGAAAGUAGAAGAACCAAAAGCUUCUGAAGUUUCAUCAACUCCAGGCUCGGGUUUGUUGUCUUUUCUACAAGAAGACAUUUUCGUUGAAGUUUCAUCUGAUAGCUCUUCUAGUUCUUCAUAA